UAUAUAAAAUGACAGUUUGCACACAUUUAGAAUCCAGAUGUCAUAUAAAAAGACAAACCGCUGGAGUGAGGUGGCAAAUACCAAAAGGAAGCUGGUGCUAACGAUCGACCUCAAUAGAAAUGACUAGCAUUGUUUCUGCCGCAUUCUCGAAGGAUUUGUUCUCAAAAACCCCAAAAGAAGAUGACGUUCUGAUCAGCAAUGGCGAAAAUGAAGUCUCUGCUCUACCAGCUGUCACUGCUGAAAUGUUAGGGGAGAACAGAUGCUCUGGGGAUUUAAAACAUCCUACUAUUCCCGGUUGGUUUUCUGAGGAUUGUCCAAUAUGGCCAGGGCAAGCACACUUUUUAAAAGUAGAGAAAAUAUUAUUUCAAGGAUCGUCCAAGUACCAAAGUAUGAUGGUGUUUCAGUCAUCAGCCUAUGGUAAGGUUUUCGUUCUCGAUGGAGCCUUACAACUUACCGAGAAAGAUGAAUGUGCUUACCAAGAAAUGAUUACCCACCUUCCACUUUGCUCUAUUCCAAAGCCAAGCAAGGUAUUGCUUAUUGGAGGAGGAGAUGGCGGUAUCCUACGAGAAAUCUCUCGCCACUCUUCUAUUGAGCAGAUUGAUAUCUGUGAAAUAGACAUGAUGUUGGUUGAUGUGUAUAAGAAGUUCUUCCCGGAUAUUGCAGUCGGAUACCAGGACCCUCGUGUGACACUUCAUGUUAGAGAUGGAAUUUCAUUUUUGGAGACUAAUCCGGGAGGAAAUUAUGAUGCAAUAAUAGUGGACGCAUUCGACCCAAUAAGGACUGAUCAUGAGCUGUUUGAAACCUCAUUCUUUGAAUUGGUGACAAAAUCUCUCCGUCCGGGGGGAGUGUUGUGCAUCCAAGCAGAGAGCAUAUGGUUUCACUCCCUUGACAUCGAAGAACUUGUCACAAAAUGUCGCCAAAUAUUUAAAGGCUCGGUCGAAUAUGCAUGGACAAUUGUUCCUGCAUAUCCCAGUGGGGUUAUUGGCUUCUUGCUUUGCUCCACCGAGGGGCCGCCCAUCAACUUCAAAAAUGCAAUCAACCCAAUUGAUCGGAAUGAGAGUUAUGGCGUAGCAAAAGGGCCCCUGAAGUUUUACAACUCAGAGGUACAUUCAGCAGCCUUUUGUUUGCCAUCCUUUGCUAAGAAGGUGAUGGCUCCAAAGCCCAAAGUUGGUAGCACCAUGAAUGGAGUUGUUGUCAACAGAUGGCGCAAGGUUGUUAAUUAUCUUGAAUGGGUCUCUCCAACUCACAGAGAGGGAUGAGUUUGCUUACCAAAGAGAUGCUCACUCACCUCCUGCUAUGCUCAAUUCCAUACCCAAAGAAGGC
Molecule: messenger RNA, 1323 nt
Organism: Alnus glutinosa
Lineage: Eukaryota; Viridiplantae; Streptophyta; Magnoliopsida; Fagales; Betulaceae
Product: spermidine synthase 1-like
Exons: 10
Coding region: 120-1259 (379 amino acids)
Biological process (GO): spermidine biosynthetic process
Cellular component (GO): cytosol
Molecular function (GO): spermidine synthase activity
Source: RefSeq, a predicted model, not a curated record